AUGUUGCUACGGAUAUGCUUUCUUUUAUUCUGUUUUGUGAUGUGUACACAAACAUACAGCGCAGCUGCAGACACAUCAUCAUCAUGUGAACCCACACAAUUUGCUUGCAAAAAUGGACGCUGUAUAAAUCUUGCAUGGAAAUGCGACGGCGACGAUGAUUGCCGUGACCAUUCUGAUGAAAUGGAAUGCUCAUCAACCACAUGCUCUGAGAAUUAUUUCCAGUGUAACGAUGGGAAAUGCAUCCCAGACAGAUGGGUUUGUGAUGGAGCUUCUGAAUGCUUGGAUGAUUCAGAUGAGAGUGUUGAGCUGUGUAAUAAUCAAAGCUGUGAUGGUUACAAGUGCAAUGACUCACGUCUGUGUAUAUCUGAUGAUUGGAAGUGUGAUGGUCAGAAUGACUGCCCAAAUGGAGAUGAUGAACUAGGUUGCAGCCAUUUGUGUGACCCUGCAGAGUUCAAGUGUAAUGAUUCUAAAUGUAUUUCUAUGAAAUGGCAUUGUGAUGGUCGUCCUGACUGUGAUGACGGUUCUGAUGAGAGAGACUGCCCGAACACUACAUGCAAUUUUGCUGCUGGAGAAAAGAUGUGCAAUGAUGGAGCAUGCAUCAGUGACAUCUGGUGGUGUGAUGGGUUCGCUGAUUGCAAGGACAAAUCUGAUGAAGCCAAUUGCACAAGUACGCAGCCUGCUAAAGCAUGUGGUCCUAAAGAGUUCCAAUGCCACCUUCCUGUGCUGGAUUUUAAAUGCAUUCAAAUCUCAUGGAAGUGUGAUGGAGAUGACGAUUGCAGUGAUGGAAGUGACGAAUUUAACUGCACUCAUCACUCCUGCAGUGCAGAUGAGAAAAUGUGUGACAACAAUCUCUGUAUUAAGGCUACCUACUUUUGUGAUGGAGAAAAUGACUGUGAUGAAGGCGAAGAUGAAAAGAACUGCACCCAUACAAGUGUUAUACCAUCAGACUGCAAAGCUGGUGAAUUUGACUGCGGCCAUACAUGUAUAUCAGAUCAGUUGAUCUGUAAUGGUGCUGACGACUGUGGCAAUGGAGCUGAUGAAGCACCAGACCGCCACUGCCCUAUAUCCACCAACAAUGCAUGUGGAAAGAAGAAUGGUGGAUGUCAUCAGCUCUGCAUCCCAGAUACAAGUGAGGUGUCUGGGCGAAGGUGCGAAUGUUCUGUGGGCUUUGAUUUCAAGGAAAACUCUGAUACUGAGUGUGAUGACAUUGAUGAAUGCAAAAUCCCUGGCACAUGUUCUCAGAUUUGCAAGAAUACCAAGGGAUCCUACAAGUGUGAAUGUUCUGAAGGGUAUACUUUAACCAGUCAUCGCUAUUGCAAAGCUGAUCAUGGAGGUCCUGCAGAAUUGAUACUAUCUGAUCGCUACGAUAUCCGACGCUAUCAUUUGGACACCUUUCACUACUCUGUUCUGCGUGAUAAGGCAGUGGCAGGUGCUGUUGCCAUGGAUUUUGAUAUCCGAAGUAAAGAUGUUUUCUGGGCAGAUGGUCAGGCUGGAACAAUUUCCUGGGUUAAUCUGGAGACCAACAAGUCAAAGGUUAUUAUUGAGGACGAUAUCAGUAUGCCAGAUGGCCUAGCUGUUGAUUGGGUUCACAAGAAUAUUUAUCUCUCGGACACUGGUCUUGACAAAAUUGAAGUGGCUCGUAUCGAUGGAACUUACCGUAAAACUCUGAUAAAUGAGAAUCUGGAUGAGCCUAAAGCUCUGGUCUUGGAUCCAAGCAGUGGAUGGAUGUACUGGACAGAUUGGGGCAGUCAACCUAAGAUUGAGAAAUGUGGAAUGAAUGGUCAGAACCGCAUGGCAAUAGUCACUACUGGCAUCACCUGGCCUAAUGGUCUCACUAUAGAUUAUGUGCAGAAGCGUCUGUACUGGGUUGAUGCCAAACUCCACAGUAUCGGAAGCUCUGACCUUGAUGGCAACAAUUUCAAGUUGAUUUUGAAAAACCAUAGAAACCUUGGACAUCCAUUUGCAAUCACCUUGUUUGAAGACUACCUUUACUGGACCGACUGGCUGUCGAAUGCUGUGCAUAGAUUCAGCAAGUUUGGCCGGGACAAUGUUUCAACUAUUGCUCUUGAUUUGAAGAUGCCAAUGGAUAUUCAUGUGUACCAUAUCAGCAGACAACCAGAUUUUGCCAGCAGCUGUGGAAGUAACAAUGGUGGCUGUUCUCAUUUGUGCCUCCCAGUACCACAGACACAGGAUACUUCUGCAGUAACCAAAAAAUCCGAAUGUGCCUGUCCUGAUAACAUGGUUUUGACUGACAAAUUUAACUGCACAAAAUCACCAGUAACUACAGCAACCACCACAAAUCUACAGCUGACCACAGAAAGCACACAUCAGGAUGGUUCACAGACUAAUAGACCUAGCAGUCUGAAUCCACAGACAGUGACUACAGCCAGAACAGAGAUGGAGACUACAGGCAGGCCAGAAGAGACAACAGCACAGUCUGUCUCAGAAGAAACACAGACAGACCAAGAGCUCUCUGUCACCAACAGCCAUCUCCAGCUUGAGCACAAGGAUGAAAAUGCUGGCUACAUUGCUGGCAUAGUUAUAGGCUUUCUGCUGACUGUGGGACUUGCUAUCUUUGUGGUGGCCUGCUUAUUACUGAGGAGACACAAGUCCAGAAAUGUGAAGUCUAUGAACUUUGACAACCCUGUGUAUCGUAAGACAACUACGGAAGAACAGCUGAUAAUGGAGAAAAAUGGAUCUAGAACAAAUCUCCCUCAG
Molecule: messenger RNA, 2718 nt
Organism: Candidula unifasciata
Lineage: Eukaryota; Metazoa; Mollusca; Gastropoda; Stylommatophora; Geomitridae
Source: the annotation of a GenBank genome assembly